CAGAGGCUGAGCAUAUCUAGAUAGAGAUAUACACAUGUAGAACACUGUGGAUGAACAUUAACGUGAGGAGAAGAGCAAAAGAAACACAUCACAAGGGAGAAAAACAGACAUUUACUUUUCUACCAAGGUGUUUGGAAGAAAAACAGAGGAAGAGUUUCUCAGAAAUGGAUCAGACAUGGAUUUCAAUCAUCUUGCUUCUCUCAGCUGUCUGUGGUGUAUCUGCAUAUGUUCCUCAUCAGUAUAUCUUUGUAAAUGAGAAUAAAACCUGGACUGAAGCUCAGAGCUACUGCAGACAGAACUACGCUGAUCUGGCCACCAUCAACAACAUGGAGGAGAUGAAGAAGCUCAAUUCUACUCUAAACAAACUGAAAGAUGCACUCAACAUCUCUGUUUGGAUCGGCCUAGUCAGAGGGGAUGCUGGGAAAUGGCUGUGGUCUCUUGCAGAUGGAAAUUUCCACAGAGAUGGAGACACGUACAGAAACUGGAGGAGUGGAGAACCUGACAAUGGGGUGAACAGGGACGAGUACUGUGUUGCCAUGUUAAAAGAUAAUGGAACCUGGUUUGAUGUUCAGUGUAAAAAAUUAUACACUUUUGUGUGCUAUAAUGAAAAGAAGAUGAGCACUGAAAGAUACAUAUUCAUUAAUGAGACAACUAUCUGGCAUGAUGCUCAGAGCUACUGCAGAGAACAUCACACAGACCUGGUCAGUGUGAGGAACCAGACUGAGAACCAGCAGAUUCAUAAUAUGUUAAAAAUGAAUACAAAUGUUGAUCGCAUUUGGAUUGGCCUGUUCAACGACUCCUGGAAGUGGUCAGAUCAAAGUGACUCCUCAUUCAGAUACUGGAUGUCUGGUCCAGAGAAUUAUGGUCAAGGUCAAAAGUGUGCUGCGGUGUUGCUGACUGAGAAGGGUCAGUGGAAUAAUGAGAAGUGUGACAACCAGCUCCCAUUCAUCUGUUAUGAGAAUAAGCUGAUCUUGAUCAAUCAGAAUCUGAGCUGGAGAGAAGCUCUGAGAUACUGCAGAGUGAAUCAUGUGGAUCUGGUCUCAGUUCACUCUGAGGAGAUCCAGCUCUGGGUGAAGGAGGUGGCACAGAAAGCCUCCACUGAACAUGUGUGGCUGGGUCUGCGUCACACCUGCACCCUCAGCUUCUGGUUCUGGGUGAGUGGAGUGUCUAUCUGCUACCAGAACUGGGCUCCAGAUAACGGGACAGAAGGAGAAGACUGCAGCCCUGUAGAGAGAACCGGAGCAGUGCAGUCUAGAGGAGGUCAGCAGUGGGUCAGCCUGCCUGAGGACCACAAACUCAACUUCAUCUGCACCACCUAUGAAGACUGAAACGAGGUGUUUCCUCUUCCAUAACCGUCAUCGGCAGAUCUACAGUUUUAUGCUUUUUAUUUGCUUUUCUUGAUAGUGAGAGUUAUACUGGUCUACCAGCAUGAAUGCUUAAUGUACUCCUGUGUGUUUGAUGUGCAGAUUUUACCUUUUGUCAUCCAUUUAAGUUACAGUGGACUUCAUUACUGAACCACAAUCUGAAUUCUAUA
Molecule: messenger RNA, 1534 nt
Organism: Colossoma macropomum (tambaqui)
Lineage: Eukaryota; Metazoa; Chordata; Actinopteri; Characiformes; Serrasalmidae
Product: macrophage mannose receptor 1-like
Exons: 5
Coding region: 51-1328 (425 amino acids)
Source: RefSeq, a predicted model, not a curated record